AUGAUACCCCAAGCAGAUAUUUCUUCUUUGUCUUCUUCUUCUUCUUCUCCGACGCCUCUAUGGACGUACGACGUCUUCCUCAGUUUCAGAGGCAAAGACACCCGCACAGGUUUCACAGACCAUCUCUAUGCUGCUCUGAUUCGGAAAGGAAUUAUCACAUUUAGGGAUGAUGAAAAGCUCAAGAAAGGAAAAUCCAUCUCCGAGCUCUUCAAUGCAAUUGAACAAUCAAGGUAUGUGGUCGCCAUUCUUUCGAGUAAUUAUGGCGAUUCGACAUGGUGUUUGGAAGAGCUUGCAAAGGCUGUUGAGUGCAAGGAACUGAUGGGACAGACACUAAUCCCAAUUUUCUUUCACGUCCAUCCAUCUGAGGUGGGAAAUCAAACAGGGAGUUUCGAGAUAGCCUUUUCUAAGCAUGAACAAGCCUUUAAAGGUAAUUUAGAAAAGGUAGAAAGGUGGAGAGCUGCACUUUCUCAAGCAGCCGGUCUCUCAAGAUACCAUUAUUUGCAUAAUGGAUAUGAAUCAGAACUCAUUCAAACUGUUGUCCUCAAUAUUUCCACUGAAUUAUAUCAAACAAUGCCAAGUGCAUUUACAGAUUUAGUUGGGAUGGAUUCUCGCGUAAAAGAAAUGCUUUCGUACUUAGAGAUAGGGUUGAAUAAAGUACGCAUGAUAGGCAUUUGGGGGAUGGGGGGAAUGGGUAAGACAACUAUUGCUCAUGUAGUUUCUGAAAGGAUAUGUGCUCAGUUUGAAGCAUACAGCUUUCUUUCGAAUGUUAGAGAGGUUAAGCCAUUGACUAACAAUGAAGCUCUUCAGCUCUUUAAUUGGAAAUCCUUCAGGAGUGACCAGGUUGGAGAAGAAUUUCUCGAGCUAUCUAAGAGUUUUGUAAAAUAUGCUAAUGGCCUCCCAUUGGCCAUUGAAAAUCUAGGUACAUCCCUCUUUCAGAGAAGCCUAGAAGAAUGGCCAGGAGAGGACAAAUAUCGCGUAACAAGAAUACUAGAGAGUUGUUAUGGCCACUGUCCAGCCAUUCAUAUUAAAGUUCUCCUGGAAAAAUGUCUUCUAACUCCAUUCGGAAGAAAAUUGUGGAUGCAUGAUUUGAUACAAAAAUUGGGUUGGGAAAUUGUUCGUCAAGAACAUCCUGAGGCAGGCAAACGUAGCAGGUUGUGCCUUCCCAAUGAUAUCAUCCCUGUGCUUGUAAAUAAUACGGGAAUGACUCCGGUCCAAGGUGUAUUCCUGAAUUUUCAAAAAAAUGAGGAGAUUAACUUGAGUGUUAAUGAUCCUUUUUCAGAGAUGAAAAAUCUAAGAUUGCUCAAAAUUUGGAACGGGGACUUUUUUGGAAAAGCCAAAUAUCUUUCUAACCAGUUAGCACUUUUGGAAUGGCAUGAAUGUGCUUUAAAUUAUUUGCCAUCAGAAUUUGAAUCAGAUAAGCUUGUCGAACUCAAGAUGCAUUCAAGUCGCAUUAAACAACUAUGGACAGGGGAUAAGCAUUGGAGCAGGCUAACAUUCAUUGAUAUGAGUGACUCCGAGUACUUGACCAAGACCCCCGACUUCACUGCGGUUCCAAAUCUUGAGAUUUUGGUGCUUCAAGGUUGUACAAGACUGGUUGAGGUUCACCCAUCCAUUGGAGAUCUCAAAAAACUUAUUUUGUUGAAUAUGAGAAACUGCAAAUGUGUUGAGAGCAUUCCACCUUUCAAAAGUUUGAAAUCUCUUAAAACCUUUGCUCUGUCCUCCUGUUCAAGACUCAAGAAGUUUCCCGAAAUUGAAGGAAAUAUGAAAUUCUUGUUGGAGGUCUAUUUAGAUGAGACUGCUAUUGAGGAAUUGCCUACAUCGAUUCAACAUUUCACCAGUCUUACAUCGUUGAACUUAAGAGACUGCAAAAACCUUUUGUCUCUUCCGAGUACCAUUCAAUAUUUGACAUCUCUGAAAAGCCUCAUUCUAGCUGGUUGUUCAAAGUUUGAUGAGAUACCUGAGAAUCUGAGUUGUGUGGAAUGUCUAGAGGAGCUUGAUAUAAGUGGAACUGCUAUAAGAGAAUCAUCAUUCGUUGUAGAGCUAGACAUAAGUUAUUGCAAUCUGAUGGAUGGAGCAAUUCCCAAUGAUUUUGGCAGCUUAUUGUCCUUAAGAAAAUUAAAUUUAGGUGGUAAUAAUUUUGUUCGGUUACCAGAAAGCAUCUCUCAACUCUCCAAGCUUGAAUCUCUCAACUUGAGUAAUUGUAGAAGGCUUCAAUCGCUUCCUAAGCUGCCGUUAAGUGUUCAACAUGUGAAUGCAGAACAUUGUAUUUCACUAAUGGAUUGCCAAAAUCAAUUCAAACUAUGUACUUCAGCUGUCUCAGAAAUGACGACUGUCAAUUCCCUCAACUCAUCCGAGAAUCAAGAAUAUUUUACUUCAGUUCCAAGAUGUGUCUCAAGAACGUAUACUUCUGCAGGCUUUGGAAUCACUACUUUCAGUAUAUCAUCUGAGCAUCAACAAUGGAAACCAAGUGUUGAUUCAUCGAUGCCAACUCAACUGUUUCAAAAAGACCUUGAAUUAUUGGAUUGUAGGUCAUAUUCCAUGAGCUCUGUUUGUGCUCUAAAUGAAAUUCCAGAGUGGUUCAGCAAUGUAGUUACUGGCGAUUCCAUAGAAAUCUCAAUACCUCCAGAUUUGAAAGAUAAUAAGAAGUGGAUGGGGGUUGCUGCUGUUUUCUUAGUCAAAGGACACCCUGCUGUUUCCGACAGUGAAUCAGAUUCAGAAACUUCUGAUUACUUAUAUAGAUUCACAUUGCGAACUCAUGAGUUUCAACUGGAACCAUAUCUCCUUGACUGGAAAGAAAGUUGCACCUUUGUCAGAUUUAAUUCUGAUUGUUUUCUUUGUUUUUUCUAUGUAUCUCAUCUGCGCUUUCCAAGGAUGUUAAAUGAAUCAAGAUCAAUGUGGGCUUUAUCGGAAACCAGCAGCCUGUGCAUGGUGAUCCAGAAAUGUGGGAUUCGUCUUGUUUAUGAGCAAGAUGUUGCAGGGCUUAUCCAAACAUUUAUGCAGUGUUUUGAUGGAGGCCAACAUCAAAUUGUUCUACAGGAAGUUGAUAAAGCUACAUUUGAGAGUCUGGAUGGUUUAAUGUAG
This is a messenger RNA of Prunus armeniaca (apricot), 3081 nucleotides long. NCBI's taxonomy places the organism in Eukaryota, Viridiplantae, Streptophyta, Magnoliopsida, Rosales, Rosaceae. The record is from the annotation of a GenBank genome assembly.